UUGAAUUCCAGCGAAGAAGUGUUCGAUUUUGGAAGCCAAAAUCUCACCCAAGCCAAAGAACAACAUUUGAAACAACAGUUUUGUGGCCAGUUUCAGGAAGUUUUCACGUUGUGUAUAACCAUACUUGAAAAAUGUCCAGCCAAUUCAAUUGUCGAGGCGACUUUGAAAACUUUACAUCGGUUUCUUUCAUGGAUUCCCGUUGGAUAUGAAGUUGAAACCGAUAUCACCCAGCUUUUGAGUGAAAAUUUCCUUUCCUUGGAACUCUAUCGCGUGGUAACACUGCAAUGCCUUACGGAAAUCUCUAUGAUACAAAUCGAAGCCGAAGACAAUGCUUAUAAAGAGAAACUCUGCGCCAUGUUCUGCGCCACCAUCAAAGAGAUUGGUAGUUUAUUGGGUGAGGGCGCAGAUUUGGCCGCUGCAUAUCAAAAAGGAUCCGAUCAAGAUCAGAAGUUCAUCUCUUGUUUGGCACAAUUCCUGGUGGCUUUCUUGAAAGACCACUCUGCACUAGUCGAGACCUACAAUAGUGCUUUUCCGCAAGUUACCGACUACCACAAGUAUGCCAUAGAGCUACUUCUGUCAAUCAGCCAAGUGGAAGACGUUGAAAUUUUCAAGGUAUGUCUCGACUACUGGUGUGCUUUGACUUCUGAACUUUAUCGUCUAAAUCCCUUUGCCCCACCAUCUCCACCCAUCGCUAUAUCGUUCAGCUGUGGAGGGGCUGCUGCUGGCAAAGAGCAUCCAAGACGGAAGUUAUACAAGGAACAUCUUUCAAAUUUGCGUACUAUAAUGAUUUCUCGAAUGGCAAAACCAGAAGAGGUGUUAGUAGUGGAGAAUGAUCAAGGCGAAGUUGUACGUGAAAUUGUGAAGGACACUGAUUCCAUUACGCUAUACAAGAACAUGCGUGAAUGUCUGGUCUACCUCACACAUUUGGACUGUAAGGAUACUGAACAAAAAAUGACGGAUAAGCUUGCCAGUCAGGUUAUCAACAAGCUGUUUGAGUUUAUGCACGAAACCCACGAAGGAGUUCAAGAUAUGGCAUGCGACACCUUCAUUAAGAUUGCGAUGAAAUGCAAACGCCAUUUCGUAAUUAUGCAAGUCGGCGAACAAACUCCAUUUAUCGAUGAAAUGUUGAAGAAUCUCAGUGGAAUAAUAUGCGAUCUUGCUCCAUCCCAGGUCCACGUUUUCUAUGAAGCAGUUGGGCACAUAAUCUCCUCGGCUAGUGAUGAACCAGAUCAACAAGCAGACCUGAUCGAAAAGCUAAUGGCGUUGCCAAAUUCGGUUUGGGAUGAAAUAAUAGCAAAUGCUGGCGAGAAUAUGGCUGUACUCGAAGACGCAGAGGUUUCAAGGAAUCUCCUCAAUAUCUUAAAAACUAAUGUUGCAUGUUGUAAAGCUGCUGGAAAUCCGUUCAUUACGCAACUUAGUCGGUUGUAUAUUGAUUUGCUUUCACUUUAUCGUAUAUUGUCGGAAAAAGUAUCGACAGCUGUUGAACAAAAUGGACAGGAAGUGUUGAAGAUGCCUUUGCUCAAGACAAUGCGUGCGGUGAAACGUGAGAUUCUGAUUCUGAUUUCAACAUGGGUAGCCAGUGCGAAAGACAGACAGAUGGUUCUUGAGAACAUCGUUCCUCCUCUUUUCGAUGCUGUGCUUUUUGACUAUCAGAAGAAUGUUCCAGCAGCCAGAGAACCGAAAGUACUUUCGCUUCUGAGCAUCAUCGUCACAAAACUCGGGUCGAUGUUGGCUUCACAAGUGCCUCAAAUCCUCGCCGCUGUAUUCGAGUGCACCUUGGAAAUGAUAAACAAAGACAUGGAAGCUUUCCCGGAGCAUCGCACCAACUUCUUCCAACUAAUUCAUGCGUUAACCGUCGAAUGCUUCCAAGUUUUCCUCGCUUUACCGCCUGAACAGCUCAGCUACAUCAUUGACGCGGUUGUAUGGGCAUUCCAACACUCUAUGCGUAAUGUGGCUGAGAUCGGUCUGGACAUCCUAAAAGAUAUGUUGGAUCGCGUUGAGUUUCUGCCUCGGGAACAAUCGCAGCCAUUCUACAAGCGCUUCUACAUGCAGAUCUUGCAGCACGUCUUGGCUGUGGUAGCUGACAGCAGUCAAGUCCAUGUAGCAGGUGUGUAUUCUCUAAUUUCUGUUUCUUUUUCUUUGUUGUGA
Cooperia oncophora is the source of this 2148-nucleotide messenger RNA. The record is from the annotation of a GenBank genome assembly. Lineage: Eukaryota; Metazoa; Nematoda; Chromadorea; Rhabditida; Trichostrongylidae.